UAUGGAAUUAGUUGAAAUGGAAAUGGCGCCUUCCAAUAAAAUAACCGUUUUAUUCAGUCCACCCAUUUCCAAUUACAACCGCAAUCCUUCAUCCUCAACGAUUUGAGGUUUUGAGAGAGAGAGAGAGAGAGCUACUGAAUAGGAGCUGAAAUGCAGGUUCUGAGCCAGAUUUUCUCUCCUCGCACCCUUCCUUCCCGCCGAGGAAAUCGAUCGGAAACCCUAGGAAUUGCAGCUUCGCAAUCGAGAUUGAAGCGGAAUUAUACUCGGAGCAGCGGCGUUUCCUCGUUCGUCGACAGGAGGGGGAGUUUGAGCGAUUGUGCUGUAAAUAGAAGGAGGAAUGUAGUAGUUUCAGCUGUAGAAGAAGGAAUCUCGGGUGCUGGUGCGCAGAGAAAGAGAAAAGUGGUUGAACAUAUAUGCCUAGUCAAAGCAAAGGACGAUUUGUCGGAAGAGGAAGAGAAAGACAUGCUGGAUUUUCUUUACACGACUCAAUAUCAAAUGCGAGGCAUUGUUGCCAUGUCAUUAGGAUGCAUAUGUGAUCAAAAUCCUGAGCAAUUCACCCAUGCCAUAUUUAUGCGUUUCCAGACGAAAGAGGACCUUGCCAAAUUCUACGAGAACACCUUCUAUACAACAGUUCUCAAGGAACAUGUGAUGCCUUACUGCCAUGGGUUUAUAAAUUUUGAUUUUGAGUCCGAAGUAGAAGAUGAUAUCCUGCCAAUCUUCCGGAAGGGAGAGGAGUUCAACUACGGUGUCGAGCUAAUGAUACUUGUGGAAUUUAGUCAGAGUUCUCUGGGUGGGCAUGCUGAAGAUGCAAUUACUUCUCUAGCAAACUUGACAGUGGAUUUUCCUUCUCUGAUUGUUCAAGCUACUAAAGGUGCAAAUUUGAAAAAGGAUAAUAUAGAGUAUACUCACGGGGUAGUAGUGAGGUUUCGGUCAGUGGAGGCCUUCAAGAUCUUCAUGAGCAGUUCGGAAUACAAUACUAUCUGGGAAUCCAAAUUCGUGCCGUUCAUUCGAAAGGCUCUAUGUUUGCAUUUUUCAGUAGAUCCUGUUGGCAAAGAGCUUAUGUAGCAAGGUCAGUCUCCUUCACUCUUCAGAGCAUCCACAACGCGGAUACUCGAAAUACUAUGGAUUGUCACUAUAAUAUUUUUGAAGCAUUAUAUUUGUGCUGAUUUUAUAAUAAUUAGCCUUGGCUUGCCUAAUGGUUUGAUGGGUUUUGAUUUGGCACCAAAAUAUUUUUGCAUUUUCUAUAUGUUUUUGUCUUUUACUUUGUUAAUGCAAGCCAUAGUAGUGUACAUAAAUAGGUUUUUCACUAAUUAUUUCAUAAAUAGGAGAUGCAUGAUGCCUAAUGCAAGUCAAGUUAUGGACCCACUUAUAUAGUUUAUUAUACACUAAUUUUAGUUUCCAACUAGAUUCCACAUCUGUAAUAUGCCACCGUUUGACUCUCACAAGAAACAUUGAAUGUUGUAAUUUCACUAUUUUUUAAUUUCCAAACCAUCACCCCUAGUAACUAUCUAACCAGAAUUAACAAAUCAAACAACUAGUUACACCCAAUUAUUCAUACCAUUGAUAAAUGUAUCUGAUUCAGUUCUGAAAUUUGUGUUGAUUGUUAGUUUUGCAAAAUUAUUCCUUUCAAUCCCACCAAUUGUUAUUGCCUAUUAUCAUCAUACUGAACUACUAUAAAACAAAAAACAUCAUGAAAAUCAACAUAUAGACAAAAAUAAAGGUCUAUCCCAAAAUCACUGCAAACGAAAAGCAAUUAAGAAACACGAAAAAGAGGUAAAUUGAGAGAGUGGUCGCACAUCAACAACCUUAAUAACAAUUUGAAAAUUUUAAUAACUCCCAUUACAUUAGUUUGCUAUUAUCAUAUUAUCAAGGUAAUUAACUGUCUGCAACUAUAUGAGAGCCAUUUCUUUAUUCGAUGCAUGUUGUAACAAACCUAGUUUGAUUCAAAGGUUUGAUUUUCAGUUUGUUUUGAUUAUAAUUAAUAAACAAUAAAAAUCACUAUUUAAUUUUGAAAAUAUGAACAAGAAACUUAGUUAACCCUUAUUUUCUCUCAAUUAUAUGAAAACCUCCAAAACAUCAAAGCUACCCAUAAAACGAUACAAAUCAAUAAAUAACAUGAAAAAAUAAUGAUUGAAUCUUCAUUUCUUGAACUAAGAAUGGUAGCAAUGGUUCAAACAAAUUAAAUCAACUAUACAUGCUAGUAUAAUAAUUCAAGACAACUUUUGUUCUUAGCUAGUUUACAAAACAAUAAAAUAAAUAAUAUUAUACUACUAUUUUGUAUAUCAACAUCUCUACAUGAAGAAAUUAAAGAAAAUCCUCAAAAACACAACUAUAAUCUCUACAAAAACUUUCUUAUCUGAACUUCUGCAAGAAACCAAUUAAAGA
Molecule: messenger RNA, 2385 nt
Organism: Salvia splendens (bonfire salvia)
Lineage: Eukaryota; Viridiplantae; Streptophyta; Magnoliopsida; Lamiales; Lamiaceae
Product: Stress responsive alpha-beta barrel domain protein
Exons: 9
Coding region: 151-1065 (304 amino acids)
Source: RefSeq, a predicted model, not a curated record